GCGGGCUUGUGGCCUCUGCCGGCUGGCGGCUGGCGGGACAGUGGUGGCUCAUCUCUAGGUCUGGAGACCCAGCUUCCUUCUUUCCCAUCGGUACCCGCCCCUGAUGCCUGCCAGACUUUUGCCCAUACCAGGGCCCCCGCCUGACCAGCCUCCCACUCCAGACUGAUUGGGGAGUCGGGGGUUGAACUGUCUGGGGGCCCGGUCCCAAUGCACUGUCGGGCCUUUCGGGGCCUGGCAGGAGCCCUCUUUACCCUCCUGUGCGUGGGACUCCUGUCUCUACGAUACCACUCAAGUUUGUCCCUGCGGAUGGCACAGGACACGCUCAGGUUGAACCAACAGAUCCUGCAGCUUGACGACAUCUUCAUCGCAGUGAAGACAACCAGGGCCUUCCACCGCUCUCGCCUGGACCUGCUACUUGACACGUGGGUCUCCAGGACCAGGCAACAGACAUUCGUCUUCACUGACAGCCCAGAUGAAAACCUCCAGGAGAGACUGGGCUCCCACCUUGUGGUCACCAACUGCUCUGCAGAGCACAGCCACCCUGCUCUGUCCUGCAAGAUGGCUGCAGAAUUUGACGCCUUCUUGGCCAGCGGACUCAGGUGGUUCUGCCACGUGGAUGACGACAACUACGUGAAUCCCAGGGCACUGCUACAGCUGUUGAAAACAUUCCCACGGGACCGUGACGUCUACGUGGGCAAGCCCAGCCUGAACCGGCCCAUUCACGCCUCUGAACUGCAAUCAAAAAACCGCACGAGGCUGGUACGGUUCUGGUUUGCCACAGGGGGUGCUGGCUUCUGCAUCAGCCGCCAACUGGCUUUGAAGAUGGUCCCAUGGGCCAGCGGCUCCCACUUCGUGGACACUUCGGCUCUCAUCCGCCUGCCUGACGACUGCACUGUGGGCUACAUCAUUGAGUGCAAGCUGGGAGCCCACCUGCAGCCCAGCCCCCUUUUCCACUCCCAUUUGGAGACCCUGCAGCUGCUGGGGGCCGCCCAGCUUCUGGAGCAGGUCACCCUCAGCUACGGGGUCUUUGAGGGGAAGCUGAACGUCAUCAAGCUACAGGGCCCCUUCUCCCAUGAAGAGGACCCCUCCAGGUUUCGCUCCCUCCAUUGUCUCCUCUAUCCUGACACACCCUGGUGUCCCCUGCUGGUGGCACUCUGAACUGCAGCAGGGGUCAAUGGAGGCUUCUGCUGGACCCCUCCCCCAUCUCCUAAGCAGUCCUGAGGGCUCCUGGUUGAGUGUCCACUGACAGAUGGUCCCUGGUAGGGCCUCUGGGUGACAGGAAAGGCCCAGGGACCUAGUCACUCCACAGAGGCUGCGGGGGCACUUGAGUUGUGUGUGUGUGUGUGUGUGUGUGUGUGUGUGUAUGGGGGAGUGUUCAGGGUCCUAACUCUCCUGAGAGUGACAUGUGCCCUGCCUGGGAACUGGCCUCAGUCAUUCCUUGAGGACCAGGGAGGGCCAUUAGGACAAAACCAGGGUCUGUGCCCUGCAGCUAUGGGACUGGUCUCAGCUGCUCCUAGAUCCCCUUGCCUGGCCAAGGAACCUGGACUUUGGAAGCUCAUCAGGCUCAGAAGGACCGUGGUGAGUCCCUGUCAAUUGUGACUGACUUGGUUCAUUGUCCCAGCCUUCUUGGCUGCGAGGAGCUACCGUGUGACUCAGCGGGAACUGAGGAAAGCCAGCCGAGGUUUCUGGAGUAAGUUUCACAGCCCAAGAUCCUUUCUCCCUACUGUGAAAGUGGGUGUUGAUGACUGGCUCUUGGGAAGCUACUUUUCUACCAUGAGGGAAAGGCCAAGACAAUCAUCCAAAGCUGUUCUUUCUGACAUCCAAUCUGUGAGACAUUAAACCUUUAUUUAAGUCUCUCUCUGUCCCGUUUCCUGCCAUGGGCAGCUGGUACUCCUGGCUGGACAAGGUCUCUGAUCAGUGGUGAUGACCACAUUUGGUGAUAGGAUGUGGUGUGUGGCUCAGAGUCUGGUGCAGGGAGCGGGAGGCUUGAUGACUGAGGACUUUGAGGGCGUGUGUGUGUGUGUGUGUGUUACGGUAUAGACUAUGCACGUAUGAUGCGUAUGUGGGGAUGUAUCUGUGGCUGUAGGGUGCUCAUAGCUGGGCCGAGUGGCUGUGGAUGACAGCUGGCCCUUAGGCUGGACAACUGAGGCUGGACAUACUUGGUAGAGGGAAGCUCAGUUGUAGAAUUGCCUCCAUCAGACUGGCCGUGGGCAUGUCUUUAGGGCACUUCCCAGAUGGCUACUUGAUUCAGGAGGGCCUUGCUUACUGUGGGCAGGGCCAUCCCUGGGCAGGUGGCAUAUGAGGAAGGUAGCUGAACAAGCCAGAGGAAGCAAACCUGUAAACAUGUCCUCCAUGGCCUCUGCUUUAGUCCUGCCUCAAGUUCCUGUGCCCACUGCCCUCAUGGAGUGUGAUGUGGGACUGGAAGCAGAAACAGGCCCUCUCUUGUUCAAGUUGCUUUGAUUUUGGGAUUGAUCACAACAGAAAGCAAACCUGGACAGACAGUGCUAGAAGGGGCCUGGGUCUCUCCAGCCAGCCCCGACCCUGUCAGGAGCCAGCAGGGGGCCAAGUGAGCCUGUGCCCCUCCCACCCACACCACACCUCCCAUGAGCCAGUCCAGUGGAUGACCCAGGCAGAAUUUAAGAAGCGAGUAAUGGACAGUGUUGCCCUGUUGUGGACACAGAGGCCACUAGCUACACAGACCUGAGCAGAGACCUUCGGGAGGACCCUGUUGGCCAGGUUUUCAUUUUGUCUCAUGUAGCGCAGCCUGCUGCAAGCUCACUGUGGAGCUGAGGAUGGACCUGGACAUUCUAUCCUCCUGUUGUUGCUGGGGUAUAGGCUCAGCCACCAUGUCCAGCUGACAUGAAACUGGUGUGCACAUGGCAGUGUCAAAUCCAGGGCUUGGUGCACACUAGGCCAGCGCUACCAGCCAAGCCCUGCUCCCAGCUCUGCCCCCAGUUCUAAGCAUUUAACAUGAGCCAGGUCACUACAUGCUCACCUGUUUGAAGCAGGGACCAUUAUUGUUCCUAUUUCUUAGAUUGGGAAACUGAGGCACGGGGCAUGGCUCAGGCCUGUUUGUGAGGUAGCUGGCCUGUGUCAGUUGUCUCUGCGUGGGAUGAUUUUGGAGGGUGGGGGAACCUCUGCAGGCCUGGGCUUCAUCCUCUUGCCUUUUGUGGCCUUGCUCUGUGCAUUGGCCAAGUGGCUCCCCCAGGCGAGAUGGGUACGAUGAUAUCCCUAGCAUAUAUGUGUGUGUGUGUG
Messenger RNA from Microtus oregoni (creeping vole), 3255 nucleotides. It is a transcript of the gene Mfng, whose product is annotated as MFNG O-fucosylpeptide 3-beta-N-acetylglucosaminyltransferase. Gene Ontology annotation, cellular component: Golgi membrane. Gene Ontology annotation, molecular function: O-fucosylpeptide 3-beta-N-acetylglucosaminyltransferase activity. The coding region runs from base 208 to 1158 and encodes 316 amino acids. Lineage: Eukaryota; Metazoa; Chordata; Mammalia; Rodentia; Cricetidae. The record is from RefSeq and is a predicted model, not a curated record. Gene Ontology annotation, biological process: regulation of Notch signaling pathway; pattern specification process. The transcript has 8 exons.